Messenger RNA from Polyodon spathula (Mississippi paddlefish), 2486 nucleotides. It is a transcript of the gene tomm34, whose product is annotated as translocase of outer mitochondrial membrane 34. The transcript is spliced from 8 exons. Gene Ontology annotation, cellular component: cytosol; mitochondrion. Lineage: Eukaryota; Metazoa; Chordata; Actinopteri; Acipenseriformes; Polyodontidae. Gene Ontology annotation, molecular function: heat shock protein binding. The record is from RefSeq and is a predicted model, not a curated record. Bases 681 to 1619 code for a protein of 312 amino acids.
AACAGCCGUGCUAAAUUUCAUAAUAUUCAGUUUAAAAAAAAAAAGUUUCCAUAUCAUUUUUCAAUAUAUUAUAUGAUGCAUAAAUAGCACUGCAAUAAAUUAUGUGAUGCUAAGAAUCUCACACAGUGCCCCACGCGCUGAACUUGUGCAGGGAGGGAGUAAUGGAUCUCAUCCGGGAAAGCAAGCACCAUAUGAUAUUGUUCAACAAUUCUGUUUCUCUUUUAAAUGGGCUUGCUAUAUCUCUGCACCUUUAAUUCCAGAACUUUCCAAAAUAAAUGCGCUUAUACAGAGACUCUUAAAAUAAGCAGGGUGCAGUUCCGAGAAGAGCCACUGCAGGGGGGCGGGCUUAAAAUAGAAACAGAAGUAAGCGAGUUCUGCAAAUUGAUAAGCGAAACUGAAUUAUAAAACCUUUAAAAAGAAAGAAGACAGCCCCAUACGCCAUGAGAUGAAACACCAACAAUCAACCGUGAAAAACACUGAGAAAAUGUCUUGCAGUAAACUUUCAUAGCCAUAAAUGUGAAACACUAGUACCGCUGGUGGUAAGAGAGGAAACACAAAACGGGGAACACACUAAUACAGCGGCGGCAGAAAACCGGUGAACAGUCAGUGAUAUUUGAUAGUGGAGAGUACAGUAUCAUUUCCAUAAAGACGAUACACGGCACUGUACAACAACUGAGAAUAUGCCAGCGAAGCGUCGCUCCCAGCCGGCUUCAGUGCCCAUGCUAAAACAAUCCGGGAACGAGUGCUUUAAAAACGGGCAGUACGGAGAGGCUGCCUCGUUUUACUCACAGGCCGUCACCCUUCUGCAGAAAUCAGGUAAGAACAGCCCAGAGGAGCUGAGUGUCCUGCUUUCAAACCGAGCAGCGUGCUUCCUGAAGGAGGGUAACUGCACUGACUGUGUGAAGGAUUGCACUGCCUCUUUGGAAUUGGUUCCCUUCGGAGUAAAGCCAUUACUGAGACGUGCAGCUGCUUACGAAGCACUGGAGAGAUACAGGCUGGCUUAUGUUGACUACAAGACUGUGUUGCAGUUAGACUGUACAAUAAAAGCUGCUCACGACGGCACAAACAGAAUGACACAGGUUUUAACGGAACAAGACGGUCCAAGCUGGCGAGAGAAACUUCCCCCGAUACCUACAAUAUCGCUAUCGGAUCGAGAGAGAUUGGCUGAAGCUGAUGCAAAAGCACAAGGUGAUCGCAUCUCUACAGCUCAGCAAAAUGGCACCAAAGUGACAGCAGACAGAGUUCCCAGUGCUGAAGCCAUGAAGCGUGCCCAUGCACUGAAGGAGGAAGGAAAUGCGCUUGUGAAGAAAGGGGAUCACAAAGCGGCUGUGGAAAAAUACACUGCAAGCAUCGAACUGAACCCCAAAGAAGUCACGACCUACACAAACAGAGCUCUUUGUCACUUGUCAUUAAAAAAGUACCAAGAAGCAACAAAAGACAGCGGAGAAGCCCUGAAGCUGGACCCUGGUAAUGUCAAGGCAUUGUAUCGGAGAGCUCAGGCACACAAGGAACUCAAAGAUUACAAAGCUUGCGUUGCAGAUCUGAAUGCCUUGCUGAAGACCGAGCCCAAGAACGUCACUGCUCUGAAGUUACUCCAUGAUGUGCGAAAGAUCCAGUAGUAGUGCCUGGGUACAUGCAACAUACACAACUCUGGGUUAGAUAAGAUUGUGUUUCUUGUUUAGCGGCUGUGUAGUUAAAUUUAGAGCAUUUGGUGGCAGGGCUGUCAUCCAGUACUUCAAUAUAUACUGCAUCAUGCAACCUUGUAUGAAUCAAGAAUGUGGUUGAGCUGUAUUUAUUACUCAAGAGCCUCAGCAAUUGUUCCCUAUUUCUGUCUUUCCAGUUACUGCUACUGUGUGCUUGCAUGUUUGGUAAGGUUACAUUUUUUUGCAUUUAAAUGCAUACAAAAACACAACUUGGUUUUGUAUACACAGCAACAGCACUUGCAAAUGCUUUCCUAUUGCAUUUAUACAAAAUGUGGAUGCAGAGUUUCAGAUUUGUGUUCAGUGGCCUGGCUAAAUCGGUGGUCUAAUGGUUUGUAUCCCUUCCUUGAGGAUUUUAAAUGGUGAUGUCCACGUCAGUGAAAAAAUACUGUGACAUUUUCCAAUUCAGUCGCAUCGAUGAAUAGGAUAGCCAACCAUUGUGUUGGAAAGGAAAGAAAAGAAAAAAAAAUUAUCUGGCUAACAAACAUCCCAGCAUUUGCUUAAAAUAUGUUGGACAGAACGAGUUUGGGCUCACUCCGACUAUCCCACAUACAUACCAAGAUAUAAUGAGAUACCCUUUGUCAAAAUACAGACACAAUCUCUCCCCAAAACAUUUGUAAUUAGAUCUAUCUCCAUAUUUAAAUCCAUACAGAUUCUUAAAGUACUGCAAGUGUAGCAUCCAAAAAGCUGUAUUGCACUAUUCCUAUACUCAGGUAUAACUAUUGCUGUAUGUUUACUUUUCAAAGUUGUGCUCUCUGUAUACAAUAAACUAUUGUUGAAACUUAA